Molecule: messenger RNA, 524 nt
Organism: Thermothielavioides terrestris NRRL 8126
Lineage: Eukaryota; Fungi; Ascomycota; Sordariomycetes; Sordariales; Chaetomiaceae
Exons: 2
Biological process (GO): intracellular protein transport
Cellular component (GO): endomembrane system
Molecular function (GO): GTPase activity; GTP binding
Source: RefSeq, a predicted model, not a curated record
GGCCGCGAUCACGAGCACCGGCAGCCAAAACAAUCAGCAACCAUGUCGUCGUCACUCGAGGCCAAAAUCGUUGUGCUCGGCGCCCAGGGCGUCGGCAAGACCUCGCUGGUGAUGCGCUACUGCAAGGGCUCCUUCAACCCCUCGCAGACCACGUCGACCGUUGGCGCAAGCUUCCUGACCAAGCGCGUGGUCGACACCGACACGGACACGUUGGUGCGCCUGCAGAUCUGGGACACGGCCGGCCAGGAGCGCUUCCGCUCCAUCUCGCGCCUGUACUACCGCGGCGCCAACGCCUGCAUCCUGUGCUACUCCAUCACGGACGCGCAGUCGUUCGCCGAGAUGGGCAUCUGGCUGACCGAGCUGCGCCGCAACCUGCCGCCUGACAUCGUGCUGCACGUGGUCGGCACCAAGGCCGACAUCGUCGCCCGCGACCCCUCCCGCCGCGAGGUGCCCUUCGAGCGCUGCAUCGCCUACGUCGCCGAGAACCUCAACCCGGGCAUGGGCUCCACCCCGCCGCCCACCGC